AUGGUAUUUACCUGUAGUGGAUGCGCUGCCCCUCCCUUCAAAAAUCUGCAAGCUCUGACUGUUCAUCGGAGGAACUGCAAAGGAGCAGCAAGAAAUUCACAACAAAUAAUAGAAAGCUCAUCAAAAGCUUUAUCUCGAAGGAAUAAGCGUCAGCGUCUUUCAAAUGACCAAGAAGAUACGCUGGAUUUAUCGCACGAUACGGAGCCAACGGCGGCCAUUAAUACCAAUCGUAAUGAUACAGAGCUGGAUGCUGGCGAAGCUGUGAACCAUCCGGCUUCUCCUACAUUACCAACAUUUGUUCCAGUACCUACUCGGAGUGGCCGUGAACGUAAAUUCCCCAAGCAUUAUACCGAUAUGCUGCCAAAUUCCUCGACAUACUUGCCACAUCUUCCUCCGGCUCCUCCUCGGCCAAAAAAAGAGCCUUCUAGACGAAACAAAAAGCCAGAAUCACCUUCUACUCCUCCUUCAGAACCCGAAUUCAAAUAUUUGCGUAGCGAAAUCAAUGACUUCGGGCUAUACCGUGUUUACCCUUCUUUUCCCACCUGCGAGAUCAAUGAGGCCGAUAAUCUUGACAACUUGUGCGACGCGCCAGGUCUAGCCAUAGUGAAUGGCAAAUCCGACAAUCAGUGGUGGAAAGCAUUUGGAAUUAAGGCUAUGGAUGCUACUUCGAAUCGGCAUGCCGGCCUCUUCACGCCUUUUAUGAAUGCCACCGUAUUCCGUCUCGUAAACUGGUUUUAUUCAGGCUCUAAUCUCAAGUCAGCUCAAGAACUGGAUCGUCUGGUACAAGAGGUACUUCUAGCCGAUGAUUUUGACACCAAACACCUCGAGAAUUUUAGCGCAAAACGCGAGUUUCGUCGUCUGGACGAAAUUGAUCCCCAGUUACCUAUUUCUUCGACCAAUAGCUGGAAAACAUCGACGGUUAAGCUUUCCUUGCCUGCGGAAAAAGUAUCCCACGAAUCUGAAAGUCACGCUCCUGUUCUAGAGGUCCCUAAUGUCCACCAUCGUAGUCUUGUUGAGGUAAUAAAAUCGGCGUUGGAAGACGAAUCAGCAAAAAAUGUUCAUUAUACGCCAUUUCGACUUUUUUGGCAACCAACUAAGGACAGUACUCCAGAACGAGUUGUUUCAGAGUUGUACAACUCGGAGGCAUUUUACGAGGAGCAUGUCCGACUACAGCAGCAGCCUCGAGAACCUGGCUGUAAUCUGGAGGUUGCUAUUGCCGGCCUUAUGCUCUGGUCGGAUUCCACACAUCUGGCACAAUUCGGAAAUGCUUCGUUGUGGCCCAUCUACCUCUUCCUGGGUAAUCAAUCACAGUACUUUCGUGCAAAACCUAAAAAUUUUGCCGCUCACCAUGUUGCUUAUAUUCCGGCACUUCCGAGUUUUCUGCAGGACAUUUACAUGAAAGCAUUCAACGGUCUGGCUGCAUCCUCAGCAACAAUAACUCACCUCAAACGCGAGCUCAUCCAUGCAAUUUGUCUUUUGUUGCUCGACCCGGAGUUUAUGCAUGCAUAUCAACAUGGAAUCGUCAUCAAAUGCAGUGAUGGUAUAGUUCGACGGAUUUUUCCACGGAUUUUUACAUACUCGGCUGACUAUCCUGAAAAAAUACUUCUUGCAACAAUUCGGUAUCUUGCCAAAUGCCCAUGUCCACGCUGUCUGAUGCCAAUGUUCCGCAUUGGUGAUUUAGGAACAAGGGUAGACGAUCAGCGACGCCAACAUACACGGGUUGAUACAGCUUCACGGCAACACAAGGUAGAAAUAAGUCGUCAACACAUAUUUGAGCGAGGGAAGGGCGUAAAAAGUACUGCAGUAGAAAAUCUUUUACAAGAAGACUCUUCUACACCGACUCGGAAUGCAUUCUCGACCCGACUGUUUCAAUUUGGAUUUAAUUAUUUCUCAAUGUUUGUGCCUGAUUUGCUUCAUGAAUUUGAACUCGGUGUGUGGAAGGCCACAUUCUCUCAUUUAUUGCGCAUCCUGCAUGCACAUGCCGAAAAUAGCAUCCAAAAGCUCAACGAAAGAUAUCGUCAAGUAGAAACGUUCGGCCAAGAUACAAUCCGAAUGUUUUCAAACAAUGCUUCAGCUAUGAAGAAACUCGCAGCAAGAGAUUUUGAAGACCUCUUACAGUGCUCGAUGCCAGUUUUUGAGGGUUUGCUGCCUCGAAAACACGAUGAGUUUAUUCAGGAUAUGCUGUUUACUCUAUGUACUUGGCACGCUUAUGCCAAAUUGCGACUUCAAACAACUUCGACUCUUAAUGGCCUCAAAGCGACCACCAAAACACUCGGAAAACUUCUCCGGGUGUUUGCAAAAGACAUAUGUUCUCAAUACGACACAGUUGAACUGCCUCAAGAAGAAGCUGCACGAAAAGGCAAGCUUCCGGCAAAUUCUCAACGAACAACACGGAAUUCUGGUCCCAUCGAUGACGACGACUCUAAUACUCAGUCAAAACGACGAAAAACAUUCAACAUGUUAACUUAUAAGCUUCAUGCUCUCGGGGAUUAUGUCGUCUCAAUUUGGAGGUAUGGACCAAGCAGCGGCUACUCUACACAGAUUGGAGAACUGGAACACCGGAGAGUAAAGCGCUUCUAUGCGAAGACAAACAAAGGACGCACUUUUGAAUGGCAGAUUACCAGGCAUCAACGUCGCGAGCGUCUUCUUCAUGCUAUUUCGGAACGGGAGAAACGUUCAAAAAGAAAUCUGAAGGAUAGAUCACAACAACAAUCCUCAAAUGACUUCGAAUGCAACACUUACAAUGCCCCGCAUGUCCCAUUUAUUGAAUCGGACACACUUCCGCCUACUCUACCACAGCUUCAUCAUCAUAUCAGCGCCAAUAAGCGCCUCAAGGACAAUAUCCAUCGCUGGCUUUACACAAAUGAGAAUGAUCCUGCUCUUAAAACCUUCCUACGCGACCUCAAGAAUCACCUCCUUUCACGACUUCUAGGCCAUUCUGCUGAUAGCGACGAGUAUCUGUACUAUUCUGAUGAAGACCGCUACAACGUGCAGAUUGUCAACAAUCUCAUGUUUCGACACAAACUUCUAAGAAUCAACUACACUACUUACGACGUCAGGCGCCAACAAGACACCAUAAAUGCCCGAACUCACGCCGAUAUCAUGACGCUCUCGGGGAAUACGGACGACAAUGCCCAUCCUUAUGCAUAUGGUAGAGUCUUGGGAAUUUUUCACGUGGAUGUCAAACAUCGUGGGCAGUUAGCGACGUCAAAUCAAACUCACCGGAUGAAUUUCCUCUGGAUAAGAUGGUUUGAAAUCGACCCCAACUACAUUGGAGGCUGGAAAACCAAGCGACUUCAUCGUAUCCGCUUCAUCAAUUCCUCUUCGCCUCUAGCUUUUGGUUUCUUAAAUCCAGCAGACGUCAUACGUGCAUGUCAUUUGAUACCGGCAUUUGCACAUGGCUCUACUCGGGAGUACCUAGGUCCUUCAAUUGCUCGAUCUGUCCUAAAGAACCGAAUAAAUUUACGGAAUGAAGAUUGGCGAUUUAUGUACAUUAAUAUGUUUGUCGACCGUGAUAUGUUUAUGAGGUACCUUGGUGGUGGAGUCGGGCACCACUCUACAAAUGAGUACACAAUAGGCCUACGGCCUGAUAUUCAUGAUAUCCGAAACGUCUUUGCUGUUCCCCAGGAUGGUAUAGACGACAUAGGUGCAUAUGGGGAUGGGUAUCUAGAAGAUCACAGUGAUGAUGGUAACAAUGAUUUGGAAAGCGGCCACAUGGAUCACAAUGACGCACUACUAGAUGAAGAAGACCAACACGAGCAACUACUAAGCGACGAUAUGGAUGUGCACCCUUUUUUCGAGCCCGACCCUGAGGAUUUCAACUCGGAAGACGACGAUUGGGGCUACAAAUCCCCCCCUGUCUCGUGCAAUGGUUCAGACAAUGAAAAUGAUGAUUUAAACAGUGACGGAUCAGGUGAAGAUGAAAUUGGUGGGUCUGCGGCAGCUGAUGAAGAAAAUGGUAUACUUUACGAGCCAAAUAUUGGUGCCGAGGACGGUGAAGAGCCAUGGGGCAUGGGCGAUGAGGAGGCUGAGGGUUACGGUGUACUAUAA
Molecule: messenger RNA, 4050 nt
Organism: Psilocybe cubensis
Lineage: Eukaryota; Fungi; Basidiomycota; Agaricomycetes; Agaricales; Agrocybaceae
Exons: 11
Coding region: 1-4050 (1349 amino acids)
Source: RefSeq, a predicted model, not a curated record